This is a messenger RNA of Alnus glutinosa, 4546 nucleotides long. RefSeq lists its product as uncharacterized. The record is from RefSeq and is a predicted model, not a curated record. NCBI's taxonomy places the organism in Eukaryota, Viridiplantae, Streptophyta, Magnoliopsida, Fagales, Betulaceae. Bases 89 to 4240 code for a protein of 1383 amino acids. The transcript has 9 exons.
UGCCUGACAGCGUUUCUCAGCUCUCUGCUUGGACAAUUGUAGCAGGCUUAAAUCGUUGACAAAUAUUCCGUUAAGUACACAAUAUGUAAUGGCACGAGAAUGCACUUCACUAGAAAAUCAUUCAAAUCAAGUUAUAGUGUGGACUUCAGGUGAAUCAGGAUUCACGUUUAUUAACUGCCUCAGCUUGGGGGACAAUGAAGAAUGCAACAUGAGUGACGUUAAUUUGGAAUCAGGAUUCACGUCUAUUAACUGGUUCAGCUUGGGGGACAAUGAAGAAUGCAACAUGAGUGACGUUAAUUUGGAAUCAAGAUGCACGUCUAUUAACUGGCUCAGCUUGAGGGACGAUGAAGAAUGCCAAAUUUUUGACGUUAAGUUGCUAGAUGUACACUUCCAGCCAUUGUGGCAAAGAUACAUGAAGGAGAAAAUUGAACAAAGCGAAGGAUUUCAGGGCGUUAUCCCUCAAACUGAAAUUCCAGAGUGGUUCGGGCAUCCGAAUCCUGGGUCAAUUAAUGUACCAAUCCGGCUACCACCCGAUCUGUAUCAAAAUAGCAAUUGGAGAGGAAUUGCGUUGUGUACUAUUUUUGUAGUCAAUAGCAAUCGGGAUUCCAAAUGUUUUCAUGAGUUUAUAUGUCGCUUGGACAUAGAUGGAGGUGUUGUCGAUUCUCCCCUGGUUUUUACCUUCCCUAAAGACCAAUUCUAUCCUGGCUCUUUUGGACUUUGGCUAUAUAUAUCGCAUGAGAAAUUUAGGGAACGUGUAGAUGUACGCGGCUGCGUUAGCCCUUCAGUUACAACCAACAGCCCAGAUGUUGAGAUUAAACUGUUCGGUGCACGUUUACUAUACGAGGGAGAUAUGGUACAGUUUGUCCAAGAGUUUAGUCAGAAACGUUUUGGGAGCCCCGAUGCCCUACAUCAACGUCAUCAACGCUUUAUACACCCUCAUAUAGACCAUUCCGCGUGCCAGUCAUGUUGUGACUCGAUCCCCUGGCUGAAAAGAGAGCUCAAGAAACUGCUUUCAAGAUUGUAUCAGAGAGACCCUGCACGAAACCACUGGUACGAUUAUAUCUUUCCUCAUAUGUCGAUCCCCAAGUGGUUCAAUCACAAGAAAUUUCUGUCAGAAAUAAGAAUGCAGCUGCCUCCAGAUUUGCAUAACAAUAAGAGAUGGAUGGGAUUCUCUGUCUAUGCUUCGUAUACUGUGUACAAGCAACCAUAUAGUUCCGGUCAGGACCCAACAAUUAUUUUAAGUUUUUCUGGUCUUUCGGCUGGUGAAGCUCCUUCCGCACCUUACAUGGCCCUUCCGCGGUCUAGAGACAUUUUUUGGGGGUCACGUCGACUUUUGGUAUUUUAUAUACCACGCGUGCUAUUUGAGUUGAAUCAGUGUAGUGAGAUUUGGGCUUCAUUCCAAAGCAACAACCCACGUGUGCUAAAGGUUGAAACGUGUGGAAUCCGUCUUGUGUACGAGCAAGAUGUUGAAGAGUUUGUGGAAACGUUACAGCAGUACAUGUUGAAUUGCUCAGAUUCCUCCCGUCGAUUUUAUUACAUAAAUCUUUAUGAUCAAGUUGAAGACUUGCAAGGCUGCGACCAUGGAGAAUAUUUUAGCUGCUCUUUCUCAUUGCAAAGGAGGCCAAAGCUUCUACCAAGUAUUGAAAAUGUAGCAGAGGAGGGUUGUACUUCACCCGAAACAUUUUCAAAUCAAGCAGGCAAUUCCAGAAAUUCAACAUCUUUAAUUUUAGGCAUACCCUUGCGGGACGAGCAAUGUGGAAGUACUUCGUCAAUAGGCAUUGUGCAACAGGCUUUCCUUGAACGUUGGUUCAAAACACACUUGCAGGACUACUACCAUGGCACUGUAUUCAACCUUUGUUUUCCUCAAAGUGAAAUCCCACAGUGGUUUUGCCAACAGAGUGAUAGGCCCUCCGUGACAAUCCCGCUACCUCCAAGUUUGUUUAAUAAUCCUGAUUGGAAGGGAUUUGCUGUAUGUGCUGUUAUCUCAUUUCACAAGCAUCCAGCUGCCAUCCUUAUGAAUUUGGAUUCGGGAUUUCCUCAUCGCGUCAUGUGUCAUGCGGAAACCGACGUUGGUAGCAUGCAUCCGUUACUUGAGAAUAGCAUCAGUGAAGACGAAGUUCUAAUUUCGUUAUACCAACGUUCAUUUAUUUGGGUGUUGUUCCUACCAAAUUGGAGGUUUUCAAGUCAUCCGUGGAGUCAAAGCACUUGGGCUAAGUUCAGGUUUAUAAGUGAUAGUCCAGAUGUCUCAGUGCUCAAGUGUGGGGUCGGUCUUGUAGACCGGCAAAAUAGGGAAGAGUUUUAUCGAACAAUUGUACAGCUCAAAACCUCCGGUGAUGGCUAUCUGAAUGGCAUCCGCAGCUCUUGUAAGAGGGGCGCAGUCUCUGAAAGAUUGCCCAUUUGCGUAGAGAAAAAGAAAGAAGGGUUGCACAUUUCUCCGGGGAACCGACACCCUCACAAUCGAUUCUACAAAGAGGGUUACGCAACGGGACCGCUGGACUUUGAUCCGUCCUUUUUGUACAAUUAUUGUUUCCCACCAAGUAAAGUAACCCAGGAGUGGUUCAGUCAUCGGAGUCGUGGGCACUCAGUGACACUUGACAUACCACCAAAUUUAGACAAUGAUGACAACUGGGUGGGACUCGCUGUAUGUGUUUGUUUUUCAAUGGUGGGCGGGGAUCUAGAAACCAUCAUUGCCAAUUGGUCUUCAGAAGUUCAGCACUUCCUAUCUUAUCAAUUCCGAACAAGUAUAGCUGGUCUGGAUGAUUUUUUCGGGGCUUGUCACACCAGUAAAAAAGAAAUUCUGUGGUUAACUAGUCAAGGCCGAUUCAUUUGGAUAGCCUACGUACCGGCUGGUCAGCUAUUAAUUGAUUCUAUGUUUAGCCAGUGCAGCCGCAUUGAAGCUUCAUUUGUUAGUGAUUGGCCAGGUGUGACAGUGCAGAAAUGUGGACUUCGUCUUUUGUACGAGCAUGAUCAGGUAGAAUUUGUGCAAAAUCUAAAACACUGCAACGCCUUGAUUUUUGAACAUAGCGAUUCUCUUCGUCAACUUAUGGAUGAUCGAGGCUUAACUGUCCACCCCUCCUUAUUCCAUUUAAGAAUAUUUGAAAGACCUGCUCGACCAUGCAAAAGUGACCUAUUGGAAUUUGAUGGAUGCUCUGAAUACAAUUUGUGUUUCCCUCCAAGAGAAAUCCUAAAUUGGUUCAGCCACCGUAGUAAUGGGCCGUCAGUGACAAUUGAUGUACCCGCAAGUUUGUACGAUGACAAGGGUUGGAUGGGACUUAUUCUAUGUGCUUACUUUUCAGUCCAUGAGGAUCAAACUGCCAUCCCUGAAAAGCCCGAUUCAGCAAUUUCUCAAAAUCUUAUUUGUUCUUUGGAAAGCAAUGUAGCUGGCCCGCAGCCACAAAUCCAUGUCCAUGGCACCACUAUAGAAGAACUUAGGCGGUUAUAUAUACAAGAUGAAUUUCAUUGGCUGUCAUAUAUUCCACGUGGGUCAUUACCGGAUUGGUUGAAUCAAUCCAGUUGCCUGGAGGCUUCCUUCGUAAGCGAUUGGCCAGGCUUAGCGGUGCAGAAAUGUGGGCUUCGCUUCUUCCACGUGCAUGAUGAGCAGGAGUUUGAGAAAAUAAUAUACCGUUGCUGCUUCGUUUCUGAAAAUCGGGGAUUCGAUCCAUCAAAAAGCGAAAGUAGGGGAGCUAAGAAACAACCCUGCAAAAAGGACUUUGAUCCAUGCCUUGUCUUUAACUCUUGUUUUUUACCAAGGGUUAUGUACCCGUUCAGCCAUCGGAUUGAUGAGCCCCAAGUGACAUUCCGUUGCUUUAUACCUCCAAAUUUGUUCGAUGAUCCUACUUGGAUGGGAGUCUGUCUCUUGGUUUUAUUUUCAGACCGGGAGCCUUGUACUAUUGCUUGCAACCUUAUUUGUCAGUUGGAAACUGAUAUUGGUUGUCUGGAAAAUCUCCAUAUGUAUUGCCUCACUAAAGAAGAUCUCAUGUUGUUCGGGCAAGGUGGAUUCGUUUGGGAGACUUACAUACCACGUGGGUCGUUACCAAAGUGGUUGAAUCAGAGCAGUUUCAUCAAGGUUUCAAUUAAGACCUAUUGCAGAAGUGCGUUUUCCUUCUUUUAUUCUAGACUAGGCUUGACUGUGCAGGAGUUUGAUUUCCGUCUUGGGGACCUGAAGGCAGCUGAGCCCAGUGCAGCCAGCAGCUCUGAUGGUACUAGGCUUCAAGACAAGGACAAAGGAAUCGCAGAAUAACCUCUCCUCUACUUGGCCUGCUGCUUCUGUUUCUUUAGGUUGACUCUUUAGUGUUUUACAGGAAAUAGCGACUCAGGCAAUUGGCAUCAGCUGAAUCAAUAGCCAUUUGAGCUCAGUACAAGCAAUGACGGAUAUUUCCUCACAUUUUGCCACGUUGAUUGCUUCAAGGAGAACCUGGAACGAAACAACGGCUUGCUAGAAACUUGCAAGACACUUUAGAACAGUUUAGUAGCAUUAGUUGUUGCAAGUUCUUCAUCUUUUUAUUAUAUUUCAUAUAAAAUAAAAUGUCACACGUGAGUUGUUGUA